Cataglyphis hispanica is the source of this 4693-nucleotide messenger RNA. RefSeq names its product innexin shaking-B (gene shakB). The coding region runs from base 1678 to 3168 and encodes 496 amino acids. Gene Ontology annotation, cellular component: plasma membrane; gap junction. Gene Ontology annotation, molecular function: gap junction channel activity. The transcript is spliced from 6 exons. NCBI's taxonomy places the organism in Eukaryota, Metazoa, Arthropoda, Insecta, Hymenoptera, Formicidae. The record is from RefSeq and is a predicted model, not a curated record.
GCUCGGUUCGGCGUUUCUAUUCCUGGAGCGGGCCGACUCCUCGUCUCCGGCUGCCAAGCCGGAGGUGCCAUGCCCCGGCUACGAGCGACGGGAGCGAGGCCAGUGCGUGCGAGUCCGUCCGCGCGGAUGUCGAGCGUGUGCGCGCGGAAGUCGUUGUCGUUGGAGAUGUGCGUACGCGACGUGCGACGGAAUCGAGAGCGUGGACGACGACAGGACGCCGACGACGACGACGCCGCCGCUGCCGCCGCCGCGGUCGCGCCAAGCGUGCCAGGCCGUCGACGCGAUUCUUCUCCGCGACUGGUCUCGGACCGUCGCCCGUCGCUUCCGGUCCCCCAGCUCGUGGCCGCGUGCGUCGCGAUCAUCCGCGAUUGACCUCUCAUCCGGGGAUCGGACGGAUCCGGAAUGUCGGAUGGUUGUUGUCGUACGGCACGCUCGUCCGCGGCGUCGCGACGCGCCGCGAAGCACCUCCGGAAGCGGAAGUUGCCAGGCUAAGAUCACCGUCUCGACGCGGGAUAGGAUCGACGAAUGUGACAGGCAUCGAUCGAUCUCUCCGAGAGCUCUCUUGCUCUCUCUCUCUCUCUCUCUCUCUCUCUCUCUCUCUCUGUCUCCUUUUUUUGUCGAUUUUGAUUGUCACUGGAGAACGUAGGUCCCCCUUCUAUCAAUAUCAAAGGGAGAUCGUGAGAUAAGGUAUUUUAAGAGCUCACAUUUCGUUCGGUCUAUUCCUCGAAUCGACAGCUCGCGAUAAUAUACGAGAUCGACAAAUUUACUCGUGUCAUCGAGGACGAUGAUGUUAAAUGUUGAAUAUUCCCGAACAGUCGACAUUAGAAAUUACGAUACGAAUGUGUGAUAAGAAUAAGAGAAGAAUGCGCGGGAGGACUAUUGCCAUAAAAUACGACGGAUUAUUCGAAGGGUCCCGCAUCCGAUCACGCAUGAUUCGGCGAUCGAGGGAUUGUUCGUGCGACCAAUUUACUUCAAAGAAGACAAAGAUACGAUGGAAUAAAGGCGAAGAAAGAAGAGAAAGUCUCGCGGAGGACGAUUGUACCACGUUUCUUCCUGUGAAAGUGUGAAGCUAACGUUUUCAAAGAAUUAAAUGCCAAAGAUGAACAAUAGUGACAGCUUAGAAAGACAGUAUUUGUUAUGAUAACGAUGAGACGUGAAGUAGCAGAUAAAUUAGGUAAUAGUGAUUCGUACAGUUUUCGAUCGACCAAAGGAUUUACGAAAUAUAUAGCUAAUAAUAUAUCAAAGAGUGAUCACCGAAGCAAUGCAUAUAAAAUAUAUAUCUUCUUUUUCGUUAAUGAAAAAAAUAUUUUUCUCGUAAAUCAAAGACGAUCGCGAGAACGACGAUCAGAGAAAAUGGAACAAGUGAUAUAGUGAAAUAAAUUUUUUUCGGGGGAUUUGUGUUGAGAAAUGUGUGCAUUUAGCGACUUUUAGCGAACAUCCGUUGCGCGUUUUCGCGAUUCUUGCUUUCGAAUUUUGGAUUCGAGUGCUGCGGACGAGAGUGAAGAAAGUGGAGGGGAGACUGAAGUUUCAACCCGGUUGAGCAAUUUGAAGACCGGAAACGGUGGAAGGUGUAGGAGAGCGUGAUGUAGAGGGACUCGCAGUCCUGGAGACGUUAUACUGGCAGAUCGCCGUUGCUCGGCGUAGCCUGAUCUCUUCUUGGUAUCGUUCGAUACCAAGAUGCUCGACAUAUUUCGCAGCCUCAAGAGCCUUAUAAAAAUCUCGCAUAUUCAUACCGACAGCGCCGUUUUUCGCCUGCAUUACAGUCUCACCGUGAUCCUGCUGAUAGCCUUCUCCCUCAUCGUCACCACCCGCCAGUACGUCGGCAAUCCCAUCGAUUGCAUACACAGCAAGGAUCUGCCGGAGGACGUCUUGAACACUUAUUGCUGGAUCCACAGCACGUACACUAUAACCGCGGCGUAUCGAAAGAAGGAAGGCUCGGAAGUGCCUUUUCCCGGCAUCGACAAUUCCAAAUCGUAUCCCGAAAGCGAGAGGAAGGAGUACAGAUACUACCAGUGGGUCUGUUUCAUGUUGUUCCUCCAGGCGAUCCUCUUUUACACACCGCGUUGGCUCUGGAAGGGAUGGGAGGGUGGUAAGAUUCAUGCCCUUAUGAUGGAUCUCGAUAUCGGGCUAUGCUCCGAGGUGGAGAAAAAGCAAAAGAAGAAGAUGCUGCUCGACUACCUUUGGGAGAACCUACGCUUUCACAAUUGGUGGGCUUACAGGUACUACCUAUGCGAGGUCCUCGCGCUGCUGAACGUCAUCGAUGUUUCUGAUGAAUCGCUUCUUCGACGGCGCCUUCUUGACCUUCGGCAUCGACGUACUCAAAUUCCUCGAAUCCGAUCAAGAAGACCGAGUGGACCCGAUGAUUUACGUCUUUCCACGUAUGACCAAAUGCACUUUCUACAAGUACGGCGUCAGCGGGGAGGUCGAGAGGCACGACGCCGUUUGUAUACUGCCUCUAAACGUCGUCAACGAGAAGAUCUAUGUUUUUCUCUGGUUCUGGUUCCUUUUCCUCGGCGUGCUCAGUUUCUUUACAGUUUUGUACAGGAUCAUAAUAAUAUUUUCGCCGCGCACGAGGGUCUACCUGUUGCGAAUGAGAUUUCGUUUGGUACGGAGGGACGCUGUGGAGACGAUAGUGCGUCGCAGCAAGGUAGGCGAUUGGUUUCUCCUCUACAUGCUAGGCGAGAAUUUGGACACCGUGAUAUACAGAGAUGUGAUGCACGAUUUGGCGAACAAACUCGCCUCGAGGCAUCAGCAUGGCGUACCGGGAGUGAAGGGCGAGCUACAAGAAGCCUGAUCGAGGUUGCCUCGGAGGGUCGGCACGCUCGAUUCGCCGUCGUCGUCGUCGUCGUCGUCGCGAUCCCGUCCUCCUCGAUCGUCCGCAUCGCGCGAUUCUCGACGCAUCCGAGGGAGAUGCAAGGCGCGCGAUCGCAACCGGAACUUGAAAGGACGACGGAUGGACGGACCUUGCUCGAGGAUCCGCGGCGGUGGAUCCGGUCUCGCGAAGAUGUCUCGCGCCUAUCCUUUCCGCCAGCUGUUGCUCAUCGAACUCGAAGCGAUGCGACAGCGAUAGCGCCGGACGAACGGAGAUGCCGUCUCCUUCCUCUCCCUUAUUCCCACCCCCCUUUUAUUCUCAACCCCUUCAUUAUCCUCGUGUAUACACGAGGAUGAUGAUUCGCGGUGACAACGUGCCGAGUCACUCUCUCGGCUAUUAAAUAUUCGACAAGUAAUAGUUUCGGCGAGCUCAGAUUUCCCGGCAUGGCGCAAAAAUGAUCUCUAACGUUUAGAGGAGAGACAAGCAGGGAUAUGAGAUACAGCAUUUUUGUGUGUAUAUAUUUUUGUCGACUCCUUGAAAUUGAGUCUUAGUUUAGUUUUACGUGUUAUGCACACUCGUGUCUCAUUAUACAUACAUACAUACAUGCGUCACGGUUUAUUAAGAUAAUACGCGCAUUCCAAUGGUGUGAACAUGAACCGUAACGAAACCACACUUGUGUCAUCCGAAAAGUUUUUUUUAUACAAUUUCUGAAAGGAGCGAAAAUCACACACGCCGCGGCGGUUUCUCCCGUAUUUCCCAUACUCGAUAUCUCAUACUCCCCCUUCCAUCUGCGAACGAAAUGAAAAACGCGACACGACCACGUCGUGUUACGGCGCAUUUCGCCGCGUCUUGUAACACGAGGAACUGAACUCGUCGAAAUUAUACCGGUUUCGAUCCCCCUGGUCGCUCUCGGGCGGAUUUCAGUCGCGAACGAAAAGACAGAGACGCGGCAAUCAGAGAUGCGAUGGAGCGACGGAAAGGACCAAAAAAAAAUAAUAAUAAAAAAAUAAAAAACUAUUCUGCUGUGCGCGUUAUCCCCGGAGAUAGCGAUAUAUAUGCUCGUUAAAAGACACUUUGAAAAAUGACGACGUAGAUAUAUAUAUAUAUACGUCGCGCCGAUCGAGUUCGGAGAUCUUUAUGUCUUCGUAUCGCUCUCGCCAAGAGAAGGAGUGGAUAUUGAAAGUAUUGUCAGACGGGAUUAUUUUAUUUUUGCAUAGGUAAAAUUUUGUACCUCUGUUAAAGAAUGAUCUCAAAGAAACUGUCUAAGAAUUAGAGAUUAAUAAAUGAGAGCUCCUCCGUAGAGGAAUAAAAAUAAGCUCUCUUUAUGAAUUCUUAGAUACACCAACUAGUCCUAUCUCUUUUUCUUUAUUAUAAUGUAAUGAUAUUUCUCGGAAGGGAGAGCAAAGUAAAUCCCGUGUGACGAUAUACUCGGAUCCCUGCAAGAGCGUCCGGAAUGCUAAAUAAAUGCUGCGUAUAAUAUUGCCUCGCAAAGCAAUUGUUUUAACACUUUGAUUGUGUUAACUGUGUUUCGUAUAAGUGCUAGAUAAGAAAACGCUGGAAAGGGGAAAUAAAGAUUAAUAAAGGUUAUUGUGUGGUCGCGAUAUUCGAGCGAUAUUGGGUCCAUUGUGACGAUUUCUUUUGUUGGAAAGUUUGAUUUCAACUUUGAAGGAUUCUUGUAUUCGAUUCAAUGCGCGAUUAAAUGCAAGAACGUAAUAUUAUCUAGUCAUCGUAUAUUCUACGUCUGCGUAACUAUCGAUCGUCAAUUUAUUUGUUGAUACGGACACACUGCCACCGAUCGAUACGAUAUCGAUUUUGCUGUAUUUAUCUUCGUUCUAUUUAAACGAAGAUAGCGUAAAGAAAUAAAGAUACAUUAUCUUGAAA